Messenger RNA from Abrus precatorius (Indian licorice), 2622 nucleotides. RefSeq lists its product as uncharacterized. The record is from RefSeq and is a predicted model, not a curated record. Gene Ontology annotation, biological process: DNA integration. Lineage: Eukaryota; Viridiplantae; Streptophyta; Magnoliopsida; Fabales; Fabaceae. Gene Ontology annotation, molecular function: RNA-DNA hybrid ribonuclease activity; nucleic acid binding. Bases 1 to 2622 code for a protein of 873 amino acids. The transcript has a single exon.
AUGCCGUUCGGGUUGAAGAAUGCAGGAGCAACAUACCAGCGACUCAUGAACAAAAUUUUUGAAAAACAAGUGGGUAAAUGCAUGGAGGUGUAUGUAGACGACAUGGUAAUUAAAUCCCUUGCAUUAAAGCAACAUCUUGACCACUUAGAGGAGGUAUUCGGAGAAGCCAGAAAACAUGGUAUGAGGUUCAAUCCUGAAAAAUGUACAUUUGGUGUAGCUGGCGGUAAAUUCCUGGGCUUCAUGUUGUCCGAAAGGGGGAUUGAGGCAAAUCCCGACAAAUGUAAAGCCAUCAUCGACAUGGUCAGCCCUCGCAAUGUCAAGGACGUGCAACGACUGACCGGGCGGAUUGCAGCCCUGGCUAGAUUCUUGCCAAUAAUGGUAGAAAGGUCUCGGCCUUUCAUUGAAUUGUUGAAGAAAUCGCAAAAAUUUGUGUGGACCAAUGAAUGUGAGGACGCCUUUGUACAGUACAAGCAUGUGCUGGCAGCACCACCUGCGUUGAUUAAACCAAUACCGAAUCUGGAAAUGAUUGUUUAUUUGUCCGUGUCCGAUCACGCCGUCAGUUCGGUUUUACUUCAAGAAACACCCGAACCGAACCCCGUAUAUUUCGUUAGCAGGACACUUCAGGGUCCUGAAUCUCGGUACCAGUUAGUAGAGAAAGUGGUACUUGCCUUAGUCUACACAGCUCGUCGGUUAAGACACUACUUCCAGAGCCAUCGAAUGAUAGUCCGUACAGAUUGUCCGAUGGCCAAAAUUUUGAGAAAACCAGAAUUGGCUGGUCGGUUGGUGACAUGGACAAUUGAAUUAUCCCAAUAUGACAUCCAUUUCGAGAACCGACGCCCCCUUAAAGCCCAGCUGCUAGCCGACUUCAUCAACGAGUUUACGACACAACAUAAUACCAUUUCAGACAUGUGGAACCUGCACGUUGAUGGAUCAUCAAAUCAAUCAGGCAGUGGAGCGGGGGUCAUUCUUGAAGGACCGAAUGCGUUCGCCAUUGAACAGUCUAUCCGGUUCGGAUUUAAGGCAUCCAACAAUCAAGCCGAAUAUGAAGCUUUACUCGCCGGUCUCAGGCUAGCAAGGGAAAUGGGGGUUAAACGCAUUACUGCUUGGAGUGAUUCAAAAAUUGUAACCGAACAAGUGAACGAUACCUAUCAGAUCAGGGACUCAGUCAUGCUUAAAUAUUACCAGGAGGUUAAGAAAAUAAAAAUUGAGUUUGAGGAGGUAUGCAUUCGGUACACACACCAAAACAUGAACGCACGAGCCGACAGGCUAGCUAGGCUGGCUAGCCAACGGAAACCAGGGCAGCUGCAGAGCAUGGUUCACCAACAAAUCCCCCAACCUAGUAUCACCAAGCAAGAAUGCAUGGACAUAGAAAAUUCAUCUCAUAAUUGGAUGACCCCUCUUCUCCGAUACCUCACUGAUGGCAGUCUCCCGCAGGACGCAGCAGCAGCUAGGAAAAUUAAAGCACAUGCAGCCAAAUACCUUCUUCUCGGCAAAGAAUUGUAUCGAAGAGGAAUUUCCACCCCCAUGCUUAAAUGCCUAGAAGACGAUCAAGCUAAGUACGUGAUGAGAGAAAUCCAUGAAGGUAUUUGUGGAACCCAUUCGGGCGGAAGAACUAUGGCAGUCAAAGUGCUCAGGGCCGGAUACUACUGGCCAACAAUAACUCAAGACUGUCAGUUGUUUGUAAAAAUAUGCAUUCCCUAUCAACAACACGGCCCUCACCUGCGCCAACACGCCGAUACCCUUCGGCACAUUAGCGCUCCUUGGCCCUUCGCUAUUUGGGGAAUGGACCUCCUCGGUCCUUUUCCCUUAGCAAAAGGGCAAUGUAAAUUUCUCCUCGUCGCCGUGGACUACUUUACCAAAUGGAUUGAGGCCGAACCCCUAGCAUCGAUCACGGCCCAUAACGUACAAAAAUUCACUUGGAAAAACAUCAUAACACGGUUCGGUCUCCCUCAUGCACUAAUUACAGAUAAUGGGCUUCAGUUUGCAAAUCGACGAUUCAACGAGUUCUUGGCAGGCCUGCGUAUCAAACAUAGAGUUACAUCUGUUGAACAUCUACAGACGAAUGGCCAAGCCGAGGCUGCAAACAAAGUGAUCUUGCAUGAAUUAAAAAGGAGGUUGGGUUCGGCAAAUGGAGAGUGGGCAGAGAAGCUGCCUGAGAUUUUAUGGGCCUAUCGGUGCACGCUGCAGACCACAACAAAAGAAACCCCCUUUCGGCUUACCUAUGGUACUGAUGCCAUGGUGCCGGUAGAAAUUGGAGAGCCGUCAUUCAGGAGAGAGAAUUUCAAGGAAUCGGCCAAUGAAGAGGCUCUGGCCGUCAACCUGGACUUGAUAGAUGAGAUCCGUGACCACGCUGCCAUCAUGACCGAGGCUAGUAAAAGAAUGAUAGCUAGAAAAUUCAACUCCAAAAUAAGUUCACGACAAUUCUACAAAAACGACCUGGUAUGGCAAGUAACCGGGGACGCGCGCAAGAAUCGACAAGAAGGGAAGCUGGCCGCCAACUGGGAAGGCCCCUUUCGGGUAGCGGCAAGAUUAAAUAACGGAGCAUACAAAUUGGAAACCUUGGCAGGAAAAUUAAUACCAAGAACCUGGAAUGUCACUCAUUUAAAGCAUUAUUAUAACUAA